Cinara cedri is the source of this 9394-nucleotide messenger RNA. Lineage: Eukaryota; Metazoa; Arthropoda; Insecta; Hemiptera; Aphididae. The record is from the annotation of a GenBank genome assembly.
GUCCUUCAUCCUGCGGGCGAAUUUUAAAACCAGUUUACCCGAAUCUCGCUCGUUCGUCAAUAAUAUGGGUGCCUAAUAAUUUAUUACAACAUCGCGUAGCUACUUACGUAUUAUUAUUGAUGUUUUCGUCAGGACCUACCGUCGGUUAAUGUUAAUUACUACUGGUUUAUUGCUUAAAGAAAACAGAAAUGUUAUACUGAUUUCACCGAGAGAAAAACCGUGAAAAACGUUGCGGAAAACACGGUCAAAGUGGCCAAUCGAUACGAGGACGUACCCGCGGACACACUGCACUGUUCCGUCGUCGCGCGUGUUCCGUGAUAACACGAUAAUUUGCUAGCGAUAAGUGAUAACGCGCCGCCCGUGAUAAUAUUCACUGUGGUCCACGACAGUCAGAAAACGGAUUUCCGUCCGAAUUAAGUACAUACGUUGUCGAGGGGGCCGAUGCCGUCUCGUAAUUAUUACUCGUUUACGGUUCCGCAAACGGUAAUAAUGAUAAUUAUGAUCGUCUGACGUCUCGUGUCCGCCAAUCCGCUGCCACCUCGUCGUCGAAAUGGUCCCCGAUCAAGUAAGUUAAGAAAUUUAAAAUUGUUUUCUCGAGUAUUACGUUUUUAUUUUCCCCGCCCUUUAACCGUUAAUCCUGACUUGUCAAACGCUCGACUCUUGAUCACAGUCGUGCCAUUGCAAACUGUGAACUGAACUUAUUUGUGUUAUUAACCCAUUCAAAUCACUAAUUAACCAAUCAACCCCUACUGAAGUUGUAGAAAACCCGAAAAGCGAGAAACACAUAAAAUUCGAUUAUAAAUUAUAAUAAUGAUUUGCUGUGGCCGACAAACCAAAUAAUAAUCGUCUAAUUUUUUAUAUCUACUUACUUUAUGUAUUUAAUUUAAUUUAAUUUUUAUCAAAUAAUAUAGGUACCCACCAGUUGAAAAGUAACAUUCAGUGACAAUUAUUUGAUCCAAAUGUAUUUCAUACAAUUAAGGCUAUAUUACUUAUAUCAUGUUUUAUUUUUCAGUAUUCUAUAGCUGUACAGUUUACAUAUUCUUUUACUGUGGUAAACGCUAAGUCGAUAAUUUUCCUUUAUAUUAUUUUCUCCAUAGAUAGAUUUUACAUUAUUAAACUACCACUGAUAAUUUGUAUUUUGUGUUAAAUUGUUUACAGAAUCAUUAAUCAUUAGAAAAUGAGGCAGCAGGGCUGGCUACGCAUUUUGGCGUUUUUAGCAUUUUCUUGGGUUGCAUUCUUGUUAGUAACUGUUAAACUUGUACGACAACAAGAUGGCACUGAUACAGAUUCAUCUCAAAGACUGGCCAAGGCUCUUCAUGAACUCGAUAAACUACAUAAAAGCAAUGCUGAACUAAAUGCUUUAGUAUUAGAUUUAAAUGACAAGUAUUAUUAUUAUAUUAUAAUAUAAAAAGGAUUGCAUGAUUUUUUUAUGCAUGGUUUAAAAUUUUGUAAUAUUUAAUUAUAUUACACUUUCUGUAAAAAUGUAUUUUUCAUUAAAAAAAAAUCAGCUUGUGACCUUAUUGCAACAUUUUGAUAGAUAUUUUCUUCAAAUGAAAAUAGUUUAAGGUGCAGUGUCUAACUAAACAAUAAAAAAAUUAAUUUUCAACAAAAUAUUGGUGAAUAUGUUGAACUUAAGACAAAGUAUUAAGAACAAUUGUGUCUGCCAAAUUGCGAUAUUUAUAUACCAUUAUAAGAAGAACUUAUGAGCAAUUAAUAUUGCUAAUAUUAUUAAGAACAAAUUUAGUACGCAUAAACACAAGAAAAAAAAACCAAAUUUAUUUAUAUUAAUAGAAAUUAUUGUUCUGUAAAUAUUGCCAGUUUUUUCUAGUUUACUUAAUUAAUAAAAAAAAAAAUCAAAAACUGACUUCUUUUAUGCACCUUUAAACAUAAUUCGCUAAUUUGUUACCUGCAACCACUCUGUAGUGAUUAGGGCAAAGAUUUCUAGUCAAAAAGUGGUUUACAGAAAGGACAAAAAAAAGCUCACAUCAUAGUAAAAUUAACACAUUCCAAACUUAGCUCAGAAUCUAAAAAAAGAAAACACGUUUCUUAAAUUUUGUUUAAUGUAAGUUGUAUAAAAUUAGUAAAAAAAAUAACUUUUUAACUGCACAUUAAAAAAUUAUAUAAGUUUUUUGACUAUUAAAAAAAUAAACAAUUACUGCAUAUUUAAAAUUCCAAGGUUCUUUUACAUGCAAACCUUAACAUUGAUUUACUAUUUUAGUACUAGGAUUGUUGUUGGACUCAUAAAGUCAGAAUCUGAUAUUUUUCUUGGCUUAACUUUUUUAGUGUAGAAUUUGAGGAAAUGAAAUAAAAUUUUAUUAGAUAUUGUAUAGAUAUAGUAUUGACUAUUUUCUUUAAAUUUCCUUAAUAUUCUUUAAAAAGUACAUAUACUUUUAUUUUUACUUCUUGGUCAAAUAUUUAAUUUGGUUCUUAAUUAUUUAUUUAUAUAGGAAUUUAUUCUUAAACAAUUUCAGCUUGAUUAUUUAAUAAUAUUAAUUAUAAUUUAUAAGUACAUUUUGAACAAGAAUAAUAGUAAUGAAAGUUUUUUUUUUUUUUAGUCCAAGAAUAGACAAUAAAAAAAUUCUUUUGACUUAUUUACAAAAUUCUAAAGGAAACCAAUUGAUCAAUCCUUCUGAAGAAUAUGAACUUUUACGGCGCCGUAUAUUUUCGAAUACUAAAGAAUUGUGGUAUUAUAUGAAUUCUGAAUUACAAUCGUUGAACAAAGAAGUUGUUGGUGAUGGAGCAAAACAUGUUGGAAAAAUAAAAAAAAUAGUUGGUGAACAUUAUAGAUCGUUAUUAAAAGAUAUCGCAAAUUUAGCUGAAGUUGAUGGUCAUUCAUCGUGGAGAAUACAAGAAAACAAGGAUCUCAGCAAUUUAAUUCAAGAGAGAUUGAAACAUUUGCAAAAUCCAUCUGAUUGUUCUAAAGCAAGAAAACUAGUUUGCGACUUAAAUAAGGUUUGUUUCUAGUAUCUUCAUUUUUUUGUUUAUUGAAUGUCUUUAUGUAUAUUUUUUCUUAGGGUUGUGGAUACGGCUGUCAACUUCAUCAUGUAGUUUAUUGUUUUAUUGUUGCUUAUGCAACAGAAAGAACAUUAAUUUUGAGAUCUAAAGGUUGGAGGUACUCCAAAGGGGGGUGGCAAGAUGUCUUCUUACCAUUGAGUGAUACUUGCCUUCUACCAAAUGGUGAAACAACCAAUCGAUGGCCUGGUAAUUAAGAAAUAAUAAUUAAUGCAAAUUAUGUUUUAAUAUUCUACUUUUGUGUUUACCUAUUUACUCUUGUAUUAUAAAUUCUAGGUCAUAAAAAUACCCAAGUUAUUACUUUACCUAUAAUUGAUUCAAUCAAUCCAAGACCUCCUUUCCUUCCUCUUGCAUUACCUGAAGAUUUGGUUCCACGAUUAAAUGUCUUGCAUGGAGAUCCUGUAGUGUGGUGGAUUGGUCAAUUUCUUAAGUAUAUGCUCCGACCACAACCAGCAACUAGUAAUAAAUUAGACGAAUAUGCCAAAAAAGUGAAAUUCCAAAAACCAAUUGUUGGGUAACUUAAUAUUUAUUAUUUAAUUUGUAUAUUUGUAUUGCAUUUGUUAUUUGUAUUUGUGAAGAGUACAUAUUAGAAGAACAGAUAAAGUUGGUACUGAAGCAGCAUUCCAUAAACUAGAAGAAUACAUGGUUCACGUUGAACUGUACUAUAAACAUAAGGAACUAAGUGAUAAAAUUAUUAAGAAACGAGUUUAUUUAGCUACAGAUGAACCAAAACUCUUUUCUGAAGCUAAAGACAAGUAUGUAAUAUUAAUAUUUUUUUAAAACUUUACAUUUUAUAAAUAAUUAAUAUUUACAUAUUUUAGGUACCCUGAUUAUGAAAUAAUUGGUGAUGUUGAUAUAUCUAAAACUGCAUCCAUCAGUAAGCGUUAUUCUGAUCAAUCUCUUAGUGGAAUCAUCACAGAUAUACAUUUUUUAUCACUCAGUGAUUACUUAGUUUGUACAUUUUCAUCACAGGUAAUUUGUUACAGGUUAAAAAAGUUAUAGUAAUUAAAUCUAAAAUGUUCAUACUUAUAGGUGUGUCGGGUGGCCUAUGAAAUAAUGAAUAGUCUACAUCCUGAUGCAUCAAAUCUAUAUACCUCAUUGGAUGAUAUAUAUUACUAUGGUGGACAAAAACGUAGACUUCAUGAAGCCAUAUUACCUCAUUUUGCCGAUGGGCCACAAGAAAUGGAUUUACAAGUUGGCGAUGAAAUUGCCGUUGCCGGAAAUCAUUGGAACGGUUUUUCAAAAGGAAUAAAUUUAAGAACAAAAAAAAGCGGCCUUUACCCUACUUUUAAGGUAUAUUACCUAAAUAAUUUAUAAAAAUGCUUAUAAAAUACAUUUUAUACAACAAAAAAGUAUAUAUAUCAUUAUUUUUAGGUAUCCCCAAAAAUUGAAACUGCACGUUUUGCCAGUUAUCCAGAUGUAACAUUAAAUACUAAUGAACUUCAAGAAAAAAAAAGAUAACUAAAUUAUUAAUCACACAUAGAUUAUGUGUGAUUCAUAACAUGUCUUAAGCCUUUGAACAAGUUAAAUUCGACCAGACCAGAUAAGUAUAAUGUAUCAUUGCUGUCAUGCACAAAGUGACUAAAUGGUUUUAAAAUGUUAAAAAUGUAUUUUUAUUUCAUUUCAAUUUUGAUUUUAAUUAAUAAUUAUGUGUCAGUGGUUCCUAUGUAUAAUAUGAUUUAGAUACUUUCGUACAUAUGUAAGUAUGUAAUAAAGCAUUUAAACAAUAGUUCAUAUUAGGUCACUUUUUUCAUGAUGGCAAUGAUAUAUUUUAUUUAAAAAUACAUAAUAUAUAGAUAGAUAGAUAUAAAUGAUAUACAAGGUCAAAACUAUUUGUAAUUAUUUAAUUACAAAUUAAUGUAGAUGUAGUGCAAUAAAUUUUAAUUUAAUUUGAUUUGACUGUGAUCACCGAAUGGAAAUUGUUGGAUUAAUUUUUAUUAUUACUAUUAUAAUUUUUGCUCUCUAUUAUCGACUAGUCCAUUUUAUACUACUUAAAAUGGUAUUUGUGUCAUAUGCUAUAUAUCGAAAAAUAGUAUUGCAUGAUAUUUUUGUUUCAAAUUAUUUAACAAAUAUUUGUAUUUUUGUUGACUUGUUUUUGUAUAAUAGUGUUUUGUUUUAUAUAUUUAUAUAUAUAUAUAUAUACAAUAAUACAUUUUAAUGUUUACUCCAAAAGAGAAUAUCCCUAAUUAUUGCCAAAUAGUGUCACAUCCCUUUCUAAGUGUCCAAUUAAUUAAUCAGUAAUGAUAGAAAUUGCAUUAAUCACAUUCACAAUCUGUCUGUUGCAGUCACAAUUGACUACCAGCACUUAUAAUACAAUGUGCAAGCACGAUUUAAGGAAUUUAAGGUACUGGGAUAUCAAUAAUAUUUCUCACAUGUGACAGGUCAAGUUUUUUAUGUUCAGUCCAUUUUACUAUGUGUAGAUAAACUAGUAAAUUGACACCUAUACGUUAUACAUCUGAUUAUGUAAAAACUGAUAUAUUUUCUUUUGAAAUAUAAAAUACUUAGGAAGUGUUUAUGUAUGUUAGACAUCUUAUAAAAUAAUCCUUUGAUAUAGUAUUUUUUACUCUAAAAAGUAUUGUUGAAUUAGUAAUUUUUAUUUUUUUUACACAUACCCAGUAUUUAUUUUAGCAAAUUACUAGUUUAAAUAUUAUUUGGCAUUUAUUUAUUACUAAUUAUACAAUAUUUCAUUAAUAUGUAUCAAUCAUUGAAUAAUAUUCAUCAAUUUCAAAGUUUAUAAACAGGGGCUCGUAUGUUUAUGUAAAUGUGUAUUAAAGUAAUAUUACACACCCAAUAUUUAAGUGGUUGUAUAUAGCCAGUGUUUACAUAUUUAAAAAAAUAAAAAUGUAACUCAAAAAUAUUUAAUUAUAGAACGGAUGAUUGGGGGGGGGCAAACUGAGCACCCACCAGCCUAGGACCUCCCAUUUUUAGAUUCUGAGCUGAAGGAAGAAUGUAUUAUUAGUUUUUUUACUAUGAUGCGCGAUGUUUUUAUUUUUCGUAUCUGAGAAAUUUAGCUUUGGAUUUUCAAAAUAAUUCUAAUUUUGAAACUUAAAAUGUAUGUAUUUGUGAAUGUACAUCUUGUGAAUUUUUAAAUUAUUUAGAACUAAAUACAUAUAAGUAUAAUAAUUUAGUCUUGAUAAUGGAAUAAUCUUGAAUAUUGUUUUGUAAUGGUGAGUUUUGCCCAACAUUUGUCCUAAUUGAUAAAUUCGAAUGAAACUGAAUCACAAAUACACAAUUUCAUUUUCUUAAACUGUCGUUUAUACUAUUGCUUGUCUUAAUUAUUUAAGUGCUUUAAAAAAUUAUUAAUUAUUAUUACCCAGGACCUUAUGAGUGGCGCAGCAUGUUAACAAAUAAGUGGUAAAGGUCAAUAUUUAUUAUCUUCUGGUACCGAUGUUGAUGUUUAUAUAUUUUCUAUUUUUAAAAAUAUUUCUUCAUCAUCGUAAAUUGUUGGGGUUACUUUAUCUUUAUAGGGAUAAAAGCGGUAAAACCACCCAAUACCUGAAGGAAAACUUGUGCGACCCACAAGCAGUGGUACAUAAAAGGAUUUUUAGAUUCGGUGCAUAGCAAGAAAUGUAUAGAUUUUCUAUGAUGUGUGUUUUAAAUUUAAAUCUACAUUUAUUUUGUUUUUCUGUCUAAACCAUUUUCAACCAGAAAUUUUUCUCUGAUCAUCUACUUUAGGGGUGAUUUAUAGUAACACAUUAUAUUUAUAUUUGUAUGAAAUAAAUUUUUAUUCAUAUAAGCUUUAAUACAAGUCUAAUAUUUAUUCCAAUCUGGAUGAAACUUUGCACACUUGACAUUCAAAACAAAAAAAAGAUCACUGUUUAUUUUUUAUUUUGAAAUUCAACCCCUAAAGAGUGACCCAGAGUUUUAGUAUUUUUGGAAUGAAAAUUGAACUUUUACUGUUGAUUUAUGGAUUACCUAUACCUUGGCGACACACAUGAAAAAGGUAACAAUUUCAUUUUAUCAAAAUGUGACUUUAGCUUUUAUAUUCUAAAUCUAAUUUUCAAAGUAGUGAGUAGUGAAUUGAUGUUAUUUUAUAUGUUUAAACAACAAUUCAAUUGUAAGUUCAAAACUAAGAAAUAUAUCUUUUCGGUUUAAUUUGUAUAAGGUGUUUCAAAGCCUUCCAGAAUAUUUUGUUUAUGACCUUGCCAAAACUGGCUCUGGCACUGCUUGGUUGCAGAUAAAAUUAUCUUCUACAUUUUGUAAAUAUGUGUUUUCAUAAAACUCAUUUUUAAUCUAUGUAUGCGUGUUUUGUUUUUUUAAUCAUAUUUGUACAAUUAUUUACUUUGUUAGUCAUAUUUUAACAUGCUUUGCUAUUCCCUACAGUACCUAUUCCAUAUUUUAAUAAUAUUUAAUUUACAAUUGAUAAUAUUUCUGUAAACCUGGAAGUCAGAAAUUUAAGUGAAAUCCUAUAAUAUUGAACUUAUAAUUAUAAAAUACUGUGUUACAAGUAAGUGCUCUCUAUGUCACGUAAACAUGUUAUCACGUAUGUAUUAGUUGACAUUUCUAAAUCAAAAUUAUUUGUUUAAAGUGCCAAUGAAAUUAAUCAAACAAUUUUUAUAUUUGCUACAAUUUUAAAUCCCCAAAUAUAAAAAAAAAAAUAUGGGAUAGGGAAAUUAAAUUACAAAAUAUUAAAAAAUCCAAUUUUAUAUAUUUAUAAAACUUGUAAUUUUUUUUAGUACAUAUUUGAAGUUUUAAUUUAGCACAUAUAUUGUGAAUUUAAUUAUUUUUUUCAUGUCAGUUAUUACAAAUCAUAUAUUAUAUAAUUAAACUAUUGUUAACUUAUAUAAAUGUAUAAAAUAUGUUACCAAACUAUGGGAUAAAAUUAAAUUUUAAAUUCACUUAUUUUAUGUUGGAAAUAUUUCAUGAUUGUUUUUUAAACCACGAUAUUUUGAACAAUACUCGACGAUUGAUUAGUUUAUUUUUUUUAUAAAGUUUACGAUAAUUUAUAAUCUGAUUAAACAUGUUAGUAAAUGUAAUGUAUACUUGACAUAAACAUACGAGGCAUGUCCAUUAAACAUAAUAUUAAUAUUAUCUUGAUUAAAUAUUAUUAUUUCUACCUACAAUAUUAAUAUAUUCACUGAAGAUUGAUAAUAUUAUUUAUAUUUAUAUAUUGAUUUCCCUAUAGUAAUUUGUUUGGAAAAAUCUAUCUAGCUCAGAGAACUGUAAAAUAUGUAUAAUAUAUUGGUGAAUAUCAUUACCUAUAUAUAAAUACGUAAGACCAUUUCUCAAUAUAUUGAAUUUUAGAAAACGUAUGUUAUUAAAUUACAAAUAUAUUUUUUAUGGUUAAAUAAUAAUUUUAUCUAUAUAUAUAUAUAUAAUAUUAUAAAGAUGACUAUAAUUUUUUUUUUUUUUUGUAUGUAAUUUGUUUUUAGUUAAUUGGGUGGUUGAUAAUUUUUUGCUAAUGACAUAGUAAUUUUUAAAAAAAUGUUAUAUCUUUAAUCUACCACUUAAUAAAUAAUAUUAAAAUGUCAAUCCGCCUACUUUGUAUUAUAUGAUGCAUUAAUUUAAAAAGCGAUCUGUUCUUUUUUUUUUUUUUCAAAACUAUGGUUUACAGAUAAAACUCUGGCUUUUUAGAGUGGGCUGUUUUGUAUUAUUAUUAUUAUUUUUUUUUUGUAAAAGCCUUAAAUAGGGCAUUGGACUUGGCUUUGAAAUUAUAUUUCUAAACGCUAGAAUUAUGACUGAUAUACUUUAGAAUGUGACUGAUUUUCACUCAUUCUUUUUCUCGUGGUUUUGGUUACAUAAUUCAAAAUGUUAUAAUUAUAAUUUUUAUUCAUUCCUAACUACCUUACUCCAGUGCUCUUUGUAAGACAUUUUUCUAUUACUAACAGAAAAAAUGAUUGUAAUUAGAUCACUCUAUGAAGUGCAUUAUUUUUUCCUAAAAAGAGUUUUGAACAAAAAAAUAGAUUUUGCGUAAGUCCUUUAAAAUAAAAAUUAUAACUGAUUGAACUAUUUGUUAAGAUUUAAGAACAAAACAUUGUAUUUUCUGAUCAAAAGCUGUAGCCUAUGAAAUAUUUAUUUAAUAUUUGUAUACAUGACUAUUGUGAUCUCUUAAUUUUACCAAUCUUGAAGAAAUUUCAUUUUAAUAUAUUAUUGUACCGUUGUAUCUAAAUAUUAUAAUGAUUUUACUUUCUAUUACUAUAAACUUUAAUCAAUUAAAAUUGUAUUACUAUGUAUUACACUUCAUGACAUUUUAAUAACAUUUAUUAUAUUUUAUAACAUACAUAUUUUUGAAAUGUAUUAUAUUAUAUUCUUUAUUUUUAUUUUAGUAUUAUACUUUUAAGUUUGACUUCAUUUUAUUAUAUUUUAAUAAUUUCGCGAAUUUAAUGUAUAACUACAUCAUAUUAUAAUAUUGUAAUAAAAAACUAAAAUAGUAUUUUUAAAA